AGCACAGCAAGAGGGAGAGGGAAAGGCACUCCCAGCCAUGGGCUCGGGGUGUGGGAGACCUAGGGGGUCUCCCGUGCUGCUAUUGCUGCCGCUGUUGCUUCCCGCGUGUCCGCUGCGGAGCGCUCGGAUGUUUCCAGGAAAUGCCCACGGAGAGCUAGUCACUCCCCACUGGAUCCUGGAGGGUGGACUCUGGCUCAAGGUCACCCUGGAAGAGCCGAUCUUGAAGCCUAACUCGGUGCUGGUGGCUUUAAAGGCUGAAGGCCAGGAUCUCCUGCUUGAAUUGCAGAAGAACCACAGGCUCCUGGCCCCAGGAUACACAGAAACCCACUACAGCCGGGAUGGGCAGCCCAUAGUGCUGUCCUCCAACCACACGGAUCAUUGCCACUAUCACGGGAAUGUGAGAGGCUUCCGGGAAUCCUGGGUAGUUCUCAGCACCUGCUCUGGGAUGAGUGGCCUUAUUGUGCUCAGCAGCGAAGUCAGCUAUUAUCUGCACCCCCGGACUCCUGGGGACACCAAAGACUUCCCAACCCACAAGAUCUUCCGGAUGGAACAGUUGUUUCCCUGGAGAGGGGCCCGGAGAGACAAGAACUUCCAAUACACAGCCGGAAUGGCCAGUCUUCCUCAUGUCCCCGAGAGCCGGGUGAGGCGAGAGGCCCGCAUGAGUCCCAGGUACCUGGAACUAUACAUAGUGGCCGACCACACCCUGUUCUUGCUUCAGCAUCAGAACUUGAACCACACAAGACAGCGCCUCCUGGAAGUUGCCAAUUGUGUGGACCAGAUUCUCAGGACUCUGGAUAUUCAGUUGGUGUUGACUGGGCUGGAAGUGUGGACCGAGCAGGAUCUCAGUCUCAUCACGCAGGACGCAAACGAAACACUCUGGGCUUUCCUACAGUGGCGUCGUGGGGUGUGGACCAGGAGACCACACGACUCAACGCAACUGCUCACGUGGGUGCCAUUUUCACACACACACACACACACACACACACACACACACACACACACACACCGGUUGAGGGAGGUCCUUAUUUCCAGUUCCACCCAGUCACGCCCUGCUCCCCCCAUCCUUAGGGGCCGCACCUUCCAGGGUACCACUGUGGGCCUGGCGCCCGUGGAGGGCAUGUGCCGUGCAGAGAGCUCCGGAGGUGUGAGCACAGACCACUCGGAACUCCCCAUCGGCACAGCAGCCACCAUGGCCCACGAGAUAGGUCACAGCCUGGGCCUCCACCAUGACCCAGAGGGCUGCUGCACGGAGGCAAACGCAGAGCGAGGAGGCUGCGUCAUGGAGGCAGCCACAGGGCACCCUUUCCCGCGCAUCUUCAGCGCUUGCAGCCGCCGCCAGCUGCGCACCUUCUUCCGCAAAGGGGGCGGCGCGUGCCUCUCCAACACCUCGUCUCCGGGGAUCCCGGUGCUGCCCAACCGCUGCGGAAACGGCUUCGUGGAAGCAGGAGAAGAGUGCGAUUGCGGUUCUGACCAGAAGUGCCCAGAGCCCUGCUGCUUUGCCCACAAUUGCUCCCUGCGUGCGGGGGUGCAAUGCGCCCACGGUGAUUGCUGUGCGUGGUGCCUGCUAAAACCGACAGGCACGCCUUGUCGUCCGGUUGCGAGUGACUGCGACCUCCCGGAGUUCUGCACCGGCACCUCCCCGAAUUGUCCUGCAGAUGUUUAUCUUCUGGAUGGUUCACCCUGCGCUGAGGGGCGCGGCUAUUGCCUAGACGGCUGGUGUCCCACGCUGGAGCACCAGUGUCAGCAGCUAUGGGGGCCUGGAUCCCAGCCGGCCCCCGAGCCGUGUUUCCAGCAGAUGAACUCCAUGGGGAAUUCGCAGGGGCAUUGUGGCCAGGACAGCAAGGGUGGCUUCGUGCCUUGUGCGCAGAGGGACGCACAGUGUGGGAAGCUGCUGUGCCAGGGAGGGGAGCCGAACCCACGAGUGCCGCACGUAGUGACUGUGGAUUCCACAAUUCUCCUAGAGGGCCGCGAAGUGGUUUGCAGAGGAGCCUUUGUGCUUCCUGAGAGUCACCUGGACCAGCUCAACUUGGGUCUGGUGGAGCCAGGCACCCGCUGUGGACCUAGAAUGGUGUGCCAGGAUAGGCACUGUCAGAAUGCUACCACCCAGGAGCUGGAACGUUGCUUGACUGCCUGCCAUAACCAUGGGGUUUGCAAUAACAAUCAUAACUGUCACUGUGCUGCUGGCUGGGCUCCACCCUUCUGUGACAAGCCUGGCUUGGGUGGAAGCAUAGAUAGUGGCCCUGUACAGUCCGCAAACUCAGAUGCCUUCCCGUGGGCCAUGCUCCUCAGCUUCCUGCUGCCUCUGCUCCCUGGGGCUGGCCUAGCCUGGUGCUACUACCAGCUCCCAACACUCUGCCAUCCACCGGGACGGUGCUGCAGGAGGGACCCCCUGUGGAAUAGGGACCAACCCCUGGGCAGUGUGCACCCUGUGGAGUCUGGCUCCAUCACCACUGGAGAGCCCUCCUUCCAGACCCCAGGGACCUCUUGCCAACAGCCUUUGCAUCUUCCAUCUCUUGAAUUGUCCUCAGACCCUGAGAACUCUGGGCUUACCUAAGAACUACCCCCUGAAGCCUGUGCCACGCAGACCUGCCUGAUCCCUACGCAUGAGAUUCCUGGGGAAGUUUCCAUUGCAGCAUCAGGCACAGUAGCAGAGCUGGACACUGAGGGCUGAGACUCAGACGCAGAUCACAAACUGGAAGCAGAGAGAGCAAACUGGAGAUUGUGGGAGACUUUGACACCUCAGCUCCUGACGCAGCAAAUGCCCUUCCUCCAGCAAGGCCACACCUCUUAAACCUCCCCAAACAGGGUCACCAACUGGGGACCUAAUAUUCAAAUGCCCACAAAUAUGGAUGACAUGACAUGACAUUCAAACCACCAGGACAGGUGUAUACCUCCAUACUUGGUUUAUGUAGUAAGAAACAUUAAAUGUUAAUCUUUCUUAAUAAACUAGUGAAAAACCCA
Mastomys coucha (southern multimammate mouse) is the source of this 2961-nucleotide messenger RNA. It is a transcript of the gene Adam33, whose product is annotated as ADAM metallopeptidase domain 33. The coding region runs from base 38 to 2554 and encodes 838 amino acids. Gene Ontology annotation, molecular function: metalloendopeptidase activity. Gene Ontology annotation, biological process: proteolysis. The record is from RefSeq and is a predicted model, not a curated record. Lineage: Eukaryota; Metazoa; Chordata; Mammalia; Rodentia; Muridae. The transcript has 21 exons.